Balaenoptera musculus (blue whale) is the source of this 2917-nucleotide messenger RNA. It is a transcript of the gene PKP3, whose product is annotated as plakophilin 3. The transcript is spliced from 14 exons. Gene Ontology annotation, cellular component: plasma membrane; cytoplasm; adherens junction. Gene Ontology annotation, biological process: cell-cell adhesion; cell-cell junction assembly. Gene Ontology annotation, molecular function: cadherin binding. The coding region runs from base 138 to 2573 and encodes 811 amino acids. The record is from RefSeq and is a predicted model, not a curated record. NCBI's taxonomy places the organism in Eukaryota, Metazoa, Chordata, Mammalia, Artiodactyla, Balaenopteridae.
UCCACACAAAACACGUCUCCCAGGGAAGCAACCGGUCUGAUGAGCUCGCUGGGCGUGCGGGCGUUCCCACCCCACCCUCCCGGUGCCCCGGCAGUCCUGUCCCACACUGAGGCCCCGACGGCAGUGCUGGGCCCGGGAUGCAGCCCAGGACUCCUCAGCCGGCAGCGGAGGCCUCUGGGAUGAGCCCGGGGGCCGGCAGUAUCUGGACCACCAGCAGGCCCGAGAUGGGUGUGUACUCCCUGGCGCUGCCCUCGGACCUGCAGCUGGACCGCCGGGGCACCGAAGGGCCGGAGGCCGAGAGGCUGCGUGCAGCUCGCGUCCAGGAGCAGGUCCGCGCUCGCCUCCUGCAGCUGGGUCAGCAGCCUUGGCAGAACGGGCCGGCCCAGCCCGACGGGGUGGCUGAGGCGGCCAGAGGCGCGUGCCGGGCUCAGUACCACACCUUGCAGGCCGGUUUCAGCUCCCGCUCCCAGGGCCGGAGCGGGGACACCUCGACCUUCCGGCCCAUCGCCAGGCCCGCCUGCAACCCUGUCUCCUGGUCCUCCCGCUCGGCCGUGGACGUGAGCUCCGGUCGAAGGCUGAGCUCAGCCCAGAGCGGAGGCAGUGCCCUUGGGGCCGCAGGGUAUAGGGGUGCCCGGCCCGCGGCGCCCCCGCCCACCCGGCCCACGUCCUUCCACGAGCGUGGCAGGGUGGGGAGCUGGGCGGAUCACGACACCUUGUCCCUGCGCUCGCUCAGGCUGGGGGCCGGGGGCCCGGAUGAAUGCUACAGAGUGGUGGAGGAGCCGCGGGAGCCGGCGGCCACCUCCGCCUACAGGGCCUUUGCCUCUGAGCGCCAGGCCGACUCCAGCUGUGGCCGGGCUGGGGGCCUGGACUGGCCGGAGGCUGCCGAGGGGCCGCCCAGCCGGACCAUCCGUGCCCCCGCCAUGCGGACCCUGCAGCGGUUCCAGAGCGGCCACCGCAGCCGUGUGGGGGCUGGGGGAGUGCCAGGGGGCGUCCUGGAGCCCGCUAUCCGGGCGCCAUCUGUGCGCAGCCUCAGCCUCAGCCUGGGCGACUCGGGCCACCUGCCGGACACGCGUGGGCUGGACAGCUACGGUGGCCACCGCACUGUGCAGAGGCUCAGCAGCGGCUUUGAUGACAUUGACCUGCCCUCGGCAGUCAAGUACCUCAUGGCCUCAGAUCCCAACCUGCAGGUGCUGGGAGCAGCCUACAUUCAGCACAAGUGCUACAGUGACACAGCAGCCAAGAAGCAGGCCCGCAGCCUGCAGGCGGUGGCUAGGCUGGUGAAGCUCUUCAACCACGCCAACCAGGAGGUGCAGCGCCACGCCACGGGCGCCAUGCGCAACCUUGUCUACGACAACGCGGACAACAAGCUGGCCCUGGUGGAGGAGAACGGCAUCUUCGAGCUGCUGCGGACGCUGCGCGAGCAGGACGACGAGCUGCGCAAGAACGUCACAGGGAUCCUGUGGAACCUGUCCUCCAGUGACCACCUGAAGGACCGCCUGGCCCGAGACACGCUGGAGCAGCUCACAGACCUGGUGCUGAGCCCCUUCUCAGGGGCCGGGGGAACGCCCCUCACCCAGCAGAACGCCUCGGAAGCGGAGAUCUUCUACAAUGCCACGGGCUUCCUCAGGAACCUCAGCUCGGCCUCCCAGGCCACUCGCCAGAAGAUGCGUGAGUGCCACGGGCUGGUGGACUCCCUGGUCACCUAUAUCAACCACGCCCUGGACGCGGGCAAGUGCGAGGACAAGAGCGUGGAGAACGCCGUGUGCGUGCUCAGGAACCUGUCCUACCGCCUGUACGACGAGAUGCCACCGUCGGCCCUGCAGCGGCUGGAGGGCCGAGGCCGCCGGGAUGCGGCAGGGGCGCCGCCAGGCGAGGCAGUGGGCUGUUUCACGCCGCAGAGCCGGCGGCUCCGAGAGCUGCCCCUCAUGGCCGACGCGCUCACCUUCGCCGAGGUGUCUAAGGACCCCAAGGGCCUGGAGUGGCUGUGGAGCCCCCAGGUGGUGGCGCUGUACAACCGGCUGCUGCAGCGCUGUGAGCUCAACCGGCACACGACGGAAGCGGCUGCCGGGGCGCUGCAGAACAUCACCGCAGGCGACCGCAGGUGGGCGGGCGUGCUGAGCCGGCUGGCUCUGGAGCAGGAGCGCAUCCUGAACCCGCUGCUGGACCGAGUUCGGACCGCUGACCACCACCAGCUGCGCUCACUGACCGGCCUCAUCCGAAACCUGGCUCGGAACGCCAGGAACAAGGACGAGCUGUCCACCAAGGUGGUGAGUCACCUGAUUGAGAAGCUGCCUGGCAGCCCGGGCGAGAACUCGCCCCCGGCCGACGUGCUGGUGAACAUCAUAGCCGUCCUCAACAACCUGGUGGUGGCCAGUCCCGUGGCCGCCCGAGACCUGCUCUACUUCGAUGGGCUGCGCAAGCUGUUCUUCAUCAAGAAGAAGCGGGACAGCCCUGACAAUGAGACGUCCUCCCGGGCAGCCUCCAGCCUCUUGGCCAACCUGUGGCAGUACAACAAGCUCCACCGAGACUUCCGGGCGAAGGGCUACCGAAAGGAAGACUUCCUGGGCCCGUAGGCGAAGCCUUCCUUGAAGGAGCGUGCGACGUGACCCACCUCCGAGGGAAGGGCUCAGCUCAGGGCUGCUCACCAGCCAGCCUGGAGGACGGGGUCGAUCACGGCCCAGGGGCUCUCACUGGAGCCCCGUCCACGUGCAACCUGAAGGCCUGGGCCACGGGGGAGGGGACAGGGGCUUGCGGCUGGGGAAUCGGCUUCUGCAGGGCAGGGGGUGGGGCAGGGCUUGAGGCUGCUCUGAUGCGUGGGGUGGUGGCCAGGUCACGCUGGCAGAGGUGGCACUGGCUGCGGCCCAGCAGCGCCUCGGGACAGCCAGCAGUGGGAAUAAAGGUGGCCGUGAACUCAGCA